UUUCCGAAUUAACCCCUUUCUCCUCACUCUCACUCUCACUUCCCUCGUCUGAAAUUUCCUUGUCCAAGAAUUUGACACUGACAUUCUCUCUCUUGCCUGUACGUUUUAGUUUUCGAAAUCCCCACCGUCUUUCGGCUCCGAUAGGUUGAUAUCCUGCAUGCUUAACCUCCGGCGCCGUAGGCCACAACACAGCCGUGACCGGCGAAUCUAUAUGUGCGGUGGCGGUUUUGGGGUUUCUUUGAUUUGGUUUUUCUGGAUGCGUUUUGGGUGCGGGAUAAAUGCGUGAUACCGGCUUUUUGUUAGGGUUUCCGAGCCUGGUGCUUGUUGCGUGCGUGCUUGCUCCGGUGAUCGGGUUCGUAAUUCGGCGAAAAUGGCGGCUCGCCGUGGCGAGAAAGGAGGAGAUCAAGCGGUUGUUAGUACUGGCCGCCGAAGAGGCCGCAAGAGCCGAGCUCGAGGUGUCGUCCGGGUACGGUGUAGGUGCCCUUGCCGCAUGUGAGGUUCCGAUUUCGACGAGUUAUCAUCAGUGCGCCGUGUGUUAUUCCCCUACCACUACCCGUUGUGCCCGAUGCAAGGUCGUCCGAUACUGCUCCGGCAAAUGCCAGAUAAUCCAUUGGAGACAAGGUCACAAGGAGGGAUGUUAUCCUCCUGGUACCACUCAGCAGAUUAUUGAUGUGGGAAGCAAGGUGACAGUUCAAGAUGACCAUAAAACUAGUGGUAGCAGUUUUGAGACUGAAGGUAGGUUUUGUGCAAAUCCAAGCGAAAGAUUUCCUGGGGAACCUGUUUAUUCCAGUCAUGGCUUGUCUCCUGAUUCUCCAUCUGAGAAGAUUGAUGAUAAGAAAUCUGAGUUCCUGCAAGAUAGUAAAGGAACUAGUUCUGAUUCUGAAACAUCAAGUAUGUCAUUUUCAGGAUUUUCUACUUCCACUACCAGUGGCAAAGUAUCUGAUGAUGUUUCCGAGGGUGAGAGCACAGACUCAAAUGAGUCCCAGGGAUCAGAUGUACAUCUGUCUGUUAAUAAUCCCCUCGACAUUCAUGAGACCAUUUCUAGUGUUAAGCACAUAAAUCAAAGCCAGGCAUUGUUGCCAAAGUUUGCUAGUUUAGUCUAUUCUGUAGAUAGCCUUACCAAAGCUAAUAAAUUAAAUCAGACCAAACCCAAUCGUAGAGAUGGAGAAAGUGGUUGUGCCUCAACUAGUUCUUCGGGUUUGGGAAGUAGUUGCAUGCUCAAGGAUUCAAUUGCUGAACCCCGUACGGUGUCGGCUGGUUUUUGGGGGACAACUCUCGACUCCAUUGGGUCCAAAAUUGAUACCUCUGAUAAUUAUGUUUUGUCAAAUUCUCAUGGAGUUGGUGACAGCAAAUUAUCUGACUCUGGGUCUGUCUUAAGUUUUUCAUUCAGCUUGUCUGAAACAACACCUUUGCCUGCACAAGAUGCUAAGGUAAAAGGCAUUGUAUCAGAUGAUGCUUUUCCCUGUGCUUUGCGUAUCAUUAAGUCUGUUCAUGGGGCAGCAUUGUCAGAAAAUAUUUGUGCUGAUGUUCCAAACAAAAACUCUGCAUCCCUGAAUGAAGGGUCUAGCCAUAUGGAUAAUGAUGCUAGCUGUGAUUCACAUUCGUUGAAGUGCAUUAAAGUCGAAUCUAUGUCCUCUUCCUCUUCAUAUGUUCAUCUAUCUUCAAAUGCUCUUCGAGAUUCAAUAAGUUCAGAUGCUUCAAAUGUCAUUAACUUGCCAUCCUCGAGCUCUGAAAGGUUGAAGCAUGACACUGAUGACCCUGAAAGUACUUCACAUCUUUUGAAGUCCAGAGGAGUCAGAUGUUUAUCAUCCAGUGCUUUUGAUGUUCGUGUAGCCUCUAGUGCUCAGGGACAUUCAGUUCCUGUGGAUAAAUCGGGAAAGGUUGAUGGUGUUCAGGCUAGUGCUGCUAUAUCCUCUCACGUUAGGAGUGGCUUGAAAACAUCUGUACAGGAGUUUGCUGACCAGUUCAGAGGAUCUAAUUUAUCAAGACACUGCACGGUAGGCGAUGGAUGUGAGGUUUCUGCAAGAUACACGGACAAGGGGAAUUUUCCAUACGAAUUGUUUGUCAAGCUCUAUAAUUGGAAUUCAAUAGAAUUUCGUCCUUGUGGUCUUAUAAAUUGUGGGAACAGCUGUUAUGCUAAUGCUGUGCUCCAGUGCUUGGCAUUUACACCUCCUUUGACUGCUUAUUUUCUUCAAGGGCUUCAUUCGAAAUCAUGCGUAAAGAAAGAAGGGUGUUUCACCUGUGAGUUUGAAAGUUUAAUAUUGAAAGCAAGGGAGGGGAAUUCUCCACUCUCUCCUAUUGGGAUACUUGGGAAACUUCAAAAUAUUGGCAAUCAGCUUGGUAAUGGGAGGGAGGAGGACGCCCAUGAGUUUUUGAGGUAUGCUAUUGAUACAAUGCAAUCUGUUUGCCUUAAGGAAGCUGGGCUAGAUGCAUCAGGCCCCUUGGAAGAAGAAACCACUCUAAUAGGCCUCACAUUUGGCGGUUACCUCCGUUCAAAGAUAAAAUGCACCAAGUGCCAAGGCAAGUCUGAGCGGCAGGAAAGGAUGAUGGAUCUUACCGUGGGGAUUGAAGGGGAUAUAGAAACCUUGGAAGAGGCCCUCCAUCAAUUUACAGAUACUGAGAUUUUGGACGGUGAAAACAAGUAUCGAUGUAGCAGAUGCAAAUCUUAUGAGAGGGCCAAAAAGAAACUGACAAUAACAGAAGCUCCAAAUAUCCUUACAAUAGCAUUGAAACGAUUCCAGUCAGGUAAAUUUGGGAAGCUCAAUAAACCAAUUCAAUUUCCGGAGAUACUGGACUUGGCACCCUUUAUUAGUGGGACAAGUGAUAAGUCACCUAUAUAUAGGCUUUAUGGAGUGGUGGUCCAUUUAGACGUCAUGAAUGCAUCCUUUUCUGGUCAUUAUGUGUGCUAUGUUAAGAAUGUCCAAAACAAGUGGUUCAAGAUUGAUGACAGCACUGUAACGCCCGUGGAACUUGAAGGGGUCUUGACAAAAGGGGCAUACAUGCUUCUAUAUGCCAGAUGCUCACCAAGGGCUCCACGCUUCAUUAGAAACAAAACAAUAUCUUGGGACCCCAGAAAUAAAGCCAUCCCUUCCUGGAUCAGCGGAAAGAAUACCAUAUCCAAAUCAAAUGCUGCCCAAAGUUUUCAGGUUUCAAUUCCUCCGGACAGUUCUGCCAGCUUUGAAUCUUUUAACACCAGGUCUCUCCAGCUGCAAAGGAUACCAGAAGAGGACUCAUCGAGUGAUAGUUCUUCCCUACUCAGCAACUCUGAUGAAGGCUCCUGCGGCACCGAUAGUACCCGCGAUUCUACCAGUACCGAUGAAUUAUCUGACUUUAUAUUUGGCGAAUCGGGACAGAGUUGGAACAGUCCAUCAAGGAGUCCUGAUUCGAAUACUUCAUCUUCCUCUCCCUCUCCCUCUCCCUCAAGGCAUUCACCCAAUUCUUAUUCGGAGCCGGAUGCUUUGGGUUUCACCGGAACAAGUAGGUCUCAAGCUGAGGGAAGUGUUCCGUUUUUGCAUUCUGACACAACCCGACAUUGUAGAAAGUUAGUGACUAAUAGUAGUUGUAGGGAAACUGAGUCAGAGAGAUUAGGAUCUAACCCCUCUCGCGAUGUAAACUCUGGCAUAUCUUUUAAAAAAUCAAUGAGGGAAAGAAGAGAUUAAACAUUUGGUAAUAAUACAUAUAGUUAAUGAGUGGUAAAUAAUAGUUAAGAGGG
This is a messenger RNA of Juglans regia (Persian walnut), 3712 nucleotides long. RefSeq names its product ubiquitin carboxyl-terminal hydrolase 16-like. The record is from RefSeq and is a predicted model, not a curated record. Gene Ontology annotation, cellular component: cytosol; nucleus. The coding region runs from base 279 to 3659 and encodes 1126 amino acids. The transcript is spliced from 11 exons. NCBI's taxonomy places the organism in Eukaryota, Viridiplantae, Streptophyta, Magnoliopsida, Fagales, Juglandaceae. Gene Ontology annotation, biological process: protein deubiquitination. Gene Ontology annotation, molecular function: cysteine-type deubiquitinase activity; cysteine-type endopeptidase activity.